This is a messenger RNA of Euleptes europaea (tarantolino), 470 nucleotides long. It is a transcript of the gene PPP1R14B, whose product is annotated as protein phosphatase 1 regulatory inhibitor subunit 14B. Gene Ontology annotation, molecular function: protein serine/threonine phosphatase inhibitor activity. Gene Ontology annotation, cellular component: cytoplasm. The transcript has 4 exons. The coding region runs from base 15 to 428 and encodes 137 amino acids. Gene Ontology annotation, biological process: regulation of phosphorylation; innate immune response. The record is from RefSeq and is a predicted model, not a curated record. NCBI's taxonomy places the organism in Eukaryota, Metazoa, Chordata, Lepidosauria, Squamata, Sphaerodactylidae.
CCGAUCGGGUCGGGAUGGCGGCGCCUUGCAGCCCGGAGAGCGGACCGGCGGCCGCGGGGGGGACGGGGCCCCGGGUGUAUUUCCAGAGCCCCCCGGCGGGAGAAGCGGGCCCGGAGGAAGAGGAGGGCCCGGUGCGGCGCCAGGGCAGGGUGACUGUGAAAUACGACCGCAAAGAGCUCCGUAAGAGACUCCACUUGGAGGAAUGGAUCCUGGAACAGCUGACGGUGCUGUAUGACUGCCAGGAAGAGGAGAUCCCAGAGUUAGAAAUCGAUGUUGACGAAUUGCUGGACAUGGAAAGCGAUGAGGCCCGCAGCGCCAGGGUGAAGGAACUCCUGGUGGACUGUUACAAGCCCACAGAGGUGUUUGUAGCAGACUUGCUAGACAAGAUCCGUGGAAUGCAGAAAUUAAGCACUCCGCAGAAGAAGUGAAUUGUCCAUAGGGAUCUUUCACUACUGUAACCACCCCCUCCC